GUUACCAGUGGCAAGAUGCCAGCUUGGCAUUCAAAGUUGAGCGGUUUCAUCUUUCAUUGCUUUCUCUUGCGCGUCACAUUGAGUGCCUGUACCACCGAGAGUGCCAGCGAGUGCAGACAUGUCAGCUUUGUGCCAGGGGCCCGGAUAGCGGGUGAAGGCUAUGAUGUGGUGACCCUGCGACCCAAAGGUGCCUUCGUGAUCGAUGUGAACACCUGGCGCUACCGCAACGGGAGCUGCACCCUCUGCCACAAUGAGCAUCUCGGUAACGAGCGCCAGCUAAUGCCCAUCUCACUGGUGGACUGGCGUACCGUGACAAACUGCCAGCAGUCGGUAUCCAGCCGGCUCUACCAUUCAGCUGCCAAACUGUCAGAGUCUUCCACCUCCGCCAUCACCAAUGACUGGCGGGCUGACCUGCUCCUCCCAAACUCCAACUGGGUGCUGGCUGGCUCCAAGUCCAAUCUGGUGACUUUUGGCACCAAACGUUCGAAAAGCGAUCGCCACACUUUCACCAGUCACCAGUUCCAGUGCCUCUACUACAAGUACCGGGUGAAGGAGAACCCGAAACUGGCGCCGGAGUUCGCCCACUCCCUCUCCCGCCUCCCUGACAUCAUGAACAAUGAUACGAUGUACUGGUACAGGAAACUGGUGGCGAACUACGGCACCCAUUACAUCAAGUCGGUGGAGCUGGGCGGGAGCUUCAAAGACGUGACAGCUAUUCGGACAUGUGAGGCAGCAUCCGAGGGCUACACUGCCGAGGAGGUUAAGAGCUGCCUGUCAAUGGAGGCUAGUGUCACGGUGGGGUUCCCUGCAAAAGGCUCAUUUAAUUCCCAGAAAUGCCGGCAGAUGGCGCUUGCCAUGAAGCACCAUGACAAUGUCUACCAGGCCUUCAGUGACCGGGAGAUAGAGUUGAAGGGAGGCCAGGCCCAUCAGCAUGCAGACCUCUUCUUCUCCAAGGAUGGCUCGGCGUUCAACCAAUGGAUAGCCACCCUGCCCAAGCACCCAGGCAUGGUGCGCUAUGCCCUCGCACCUCUCCACCACCUGCUUCCCAAGAAUGAUCCUAGGCACAAGAACCUGAGGCACUACAUCAGCUAUUACAUUGCAGUUAGUGCCCUCCCCCAGCAAUGCGAGAUGGGGACACAGUGCCCCCAUGGGUCUUACCAUGAUCCGCAUCAACCAUGCACAUGCAUGUGCCAUGAGGACAGUCACGUGGACCGGAACUGCUGUUCCAAAGGGAAGGGGCUGGGCCACCUGGUGGUCAUCGUUUUAAAGGGGCAGGGUCUCUGGGCGGACUACUUCUCUGCCGCUGACAGCUUUGUCGUGGUCAAGUAUGGCCAGACGGCGGGCAGGACCUUUGUGAGCUAUGACAACAACAACCCGGUGUGGAACAAGAUACUGGACCUAGGUCAAGUCAAGGCCGAGAGCAGUCAGAAUCUGAUCUUUGAGGUUUGGGAUGUGGAUGUCAAAUAUGAUGACCUCCUGGGCACUUGCAAGGUCAGACUGACCUCUGGUGAGUACAUGAUCAACUGCCCCCUCCAGUAUGGCUCUGUGAGCUUAUUCUACAGCUUCACCUGUGGCCCUCACCUGGAUGGUGAAACCUGUCAAUAUUAUAAACCUCGCCCUGCCAACUAGCCAUUCAGCAAUUAACUGGGCGUUGCAUUCAGCACCAUCCCUCUCAAUACGUUACUGCCAACCCUUUUGGAAACACCAAACCUCAUUGUGUAUUUUCCCUGAACCUAUCUAAUGGUAGCACCUUUCUCAGACUGUAUAAUGGCUACAUCAUCGUGAGAGACUCUGUGCUUAUACAUCGAAAUACUUUGAAGGCUUUCUCCAACCAUGCAAGCAGCGCCCCACAUCAGGUGGUGCAACUAUGCUGAUUUCUAAACAUAUUUGUUUAAUCUUAUACUUCUACAAUAAAUCCAACUCA
Molecule: messenger RNA, 1924 nt
Organism: Chiloscyllium plagiosum (whitespotted bambooshark)
Lineage: Eukaryota; Metazoa; Chordata; Chondrichthyes; Orectolobiformes; Hemiscylliidae
Source: RefSeq, a predicted model, not a curated record